GACGCUGUCAGUGCGGUAUAAAGGGCGGCAGCAGGCGGUGGCCGACGCAGCUUGCUCCGCCACACUCCCACAGCUGACCGACGCUGGACCUCACAACAAUGAAGACACUGUUUACUUGCUGCGUUGCCUUGUGGCUGCUAAUUGCAGCGGCUUUGCUUCAGCCGACCAAGGGUGACGAGAUGUUGCCUAAUACUGACAUCCCGGCCACAAUGUCGGAGUGUAACGCUACUUUCAAAUUAGGAUGGAGAUGCUGGGAUAAUCUUCUCAGUGACGGUCACGUGAUAGAUGAGAGCAAAUACCAGCAAAAGUGUUGGUUUUACUGCUUACUGGAUAGAACAGGAGCGAUGCAUGCAGAUGGAGCUUUCGACAAAGAUCUCCUGAAGAUGGUACUUCAGGGCUUCCCCAACGGCCCCAAUCUCGCGCACCUCGACGAGACAACCUACACCUGUGUCGCACAGAGGAAUGAGGUCGACCUUUGUGAAAGGGCAUACGCUAUCGUUAAGUGCAUCAUGACUGAGGAAUUAUCAAGAAUGCAUCACUCCAGUUGAACACACAUUUUGGCAGGAAAUAGGUAGCCAAGCAAUUAAAAAGAAUGUCAUUACACUUUUCUUUGAUCACAGCUGCGCCUGAUGUAUCAAGCACAAAAUAGUAAUAAAAUAUACUUUAA
Molecule: messenger RNA, 667 nt
Organism: Schistocerca americana (American grasshopper)
Lineage: Eukaryota; Metazoa; Arthropoda; Insecta; Orthoptera; Acrididae
Exons: 7
Coding region: 99-548 (149 amino acids)
Molecular function (GO): odorant binding
Source: RefSeq, a predicted model, not a curated record